This is a messenger RNA of Pungitius pungitius (ninespine stickleback), 909 nucleotides long. Its product is annotated as IGFBP domain-containing protein. Gene Ontology annotation, biological process: regulation of cell growth; regulation of signal transduction. Lineage: Eukaryota; Metazoa; Chordata; Actinopteri; Perciformes; Gasterosteidae. The record is from RefSeq and is a predicted model, not a curated record. Gene Ontology annotation, cellular component: extracellular region. The coding region runs from base 46 to 726 and encodes 226 amino acids. The transcript is spliced from 4 exons. Gene Ontology annotation, molecular function: insulin-like growth factor binding.
UGUCGUCGAGUGUUUCUCCCCCCUCACGUCAGGUUGGACUCGAGGAUGUGGACGCUGUUCUUUUUGGGCGCCUUGUUGGGGGCGUCGGGGUCCCGCGUGACGCCCCCCGGAGCGGCCCAGCAGCUGCAGGCGCUCCACUGCCCGCCCUGCGAGCGGGUCCACUGCGCCGCGCGACGCUCGCCGAAGCUCCGGUGCGCGGGGGGAGUCACGACGGGGGUGUGCGGCUGCUGCCCCGCCUGCGCCAGAGCGGAGGGGGAGACCUGCGGGGGGACGUGGGACUAUCUGGGCAAGUGUGACGAGGGUCUGGUGUGCGUUUACCCGGACAUAACGGAUGACCGGGCGCGCGAGGAGCGCACAGGCACCUGCAGGGCAGUGAUCGAAUCGCUGGAGCCAGAGGCGGAGAGCUGUCACCCAGAGUGCACCAGGGCAUACUGCCAGGCCAACCCCUUGGAGAUCUGCUCCGCCAGGUCGGUUUCCCUGGAGAAGCGAGCGUGCCAGGGCUCCUGCCAGCACACCUCCUGCUCAAGCUGUCUGCUGCUGAAACCGCCCCCCUGCCCCCCCCAGAGCUGCACCGCCUCCUCCCCGUCCCUCUGCCUGCAACGCUUUGGGAAGUGUGUGCAGAAUCACCUGAGAGCCACACACAGCCCCGUAUGCCACAACAACCUGCAGACUCCUGGUGUGGGGCAUUUUGUGUGUCUGGUGCCAGCUUGUACAAACACAGCGUAGUAGUUGUCUGUGUAGAGAGGAAAUCUGCACUAGUUAAUGUAGCAAAAUAGGAAAAGGCAGCUAUCUAUGAACUGUAUGUAUUACUGGAACAAUAAUUAUCCAACAUGUAUGCAAUGUAAACCUGAAUUUUAAAAAAAUCAAUUUGAAAUUAAUUUCAAAACUGAAAUUUAAUGUAUUAUAUAA